GGCAGCUGCCAGGGAACUAGCAGCUACAGGAAAAGGGGGAAAUUGUCGCUGAGAGGAGCAGAAAUCCUCCAACUGCCGUGUUUUCAGUGAUGUAGAGAACAAGGACUCAGUUUAAUAAAACAGGACCCAUGACCCUGACACGAGGUUCCUUCAGCUACUCCAAUGGCGAGGAGUACCACGGCGAAUGGAAAGAAGGCAAGACUGAGCCGCUCUCUCUCACUCGUCAUCCUCCAUCACUGCCUACACCUGCAUGCACCGCCCACUGUUGUUAUCAUGUGAUCAGCACAACACAACGUCUGCGUCACGGCCUCGGUCAGCUGACCUUCAGCGACGGGACGUGCUACACCGGACAGUUCGAGAACGGCCUCUUCAACGGCUGCGGGGUGCUGGUCUUCCCCGACGGCUCCAGGUAUGAGGGCGACUUCGUGCAGGGAAAGUUUCAAGGCGCUGGCGUCUUCACGCACUUCGACGGGAUGAAGUUCGAGGGCGAGUUUAGAAGCGGAUGUGUCGACGGUUACGGACUGCUGACGUUGUUGGACGGAGGUGGCGGCGGCGGCGGCGGCCAUGAGGGUCUGUUCGAGACCAACCAGCUGAUGAGGCGGGAGAACAGCCAGGCCGCCGUGCUGAGAGCGCAGGCAGCAGCCGCCAAGGCCCGAGCUCUGGCCCUAUGAGCCGGACUGCAUCACCCACAGUGCACCACUCCCAGCGUCCUCUUGGUUUGAACAGCUGAUUAUGUUAUUGAUGGAGAGAUUCCUUCCAUUCUUCACUUUCUCCACUGAUUCAGGAUCAGCUGAGCCACACACAGGUCCUGCUUCAGGCUCACCUCAGUGCAAAAGGACAUUUUCUAUUUAAAUCUGGUUUUAAACUGGAACACAUUUGAUAAAAAGUGUCGGUAGGUUAAUCCCUUUAUUGAUUCUUAUCAGGUUCAGCUUCAACCUUUGCAAUUAAUUAAGUAAAAGAUGUUGAAAAAGAACCAAUUAAGAUAUUUAAUUAUAGAAGGAAUAUUUGCAUUAAUGUUUACGUCCUACGACCUGAACACGAGACAGCUGCAGAAGAUAGAACAGGUUUAAUAGAUUAAAUGUUUCUGACAGAUGCAGCUUUGUGCACUUUAUAUUAAUAAGCUAAUUGCUGAAACCUUUAAAUCUAUUAAGUUAAUAAGAUUAAAGUAUUAUUAUAAUGUGCAAAAAGGACUCCUGAAACUCAAGUGAGGAUCUGAGAGAAUGUAUUUAUUCGUAGUAAAUUAGGGGCUUUGUUUUCAAACACCUCUAACAAAAAUAUAUUUAAAUCCUAAAGUUGCCAAACCCUUGCUGACGGGUCGUCCUGCCUUCCUGUUCCAACACACGUGUGAGCUUCUUGUUCUGCAGUUUAUACUUCUUCACAUAUAAGUUGUUUCCGACCACACGGUGCCGAGCGGCUGCAGCUGAUCCACAGUCAGCUCGUUUGUAUUCGGAGACGUGUGUCAAAGAGAAUCAUCCGAGGAAACGCGCUCGUGUGCGAUGACUCUGAGCUGGAAAGGUUUCAUUCCAGAAACACGUGCGACGGAUCUUUAUGUUUAUUGUUUGCAUCAGGAAUACUUACGAUGAUGCAUAACGUGCAACAUCAUGUUCCUUAUCGUACAGCUUCUCACGUGCACGUGUCCAGAGAUGUUCUCUGUGAGGCUGAGAAGAGCAGGAGACAUCUCCACAUCUGUCGACUGAUUGUUGCAGCUCGAAACACUUCUUCACGUUUCUUCGUAUGUUUUUGAAAUGAAUCCUUCCCAGGAGGCAGUGAAGCUGUCGCCUCCCCAUCCCUGAUAAAUCACGUCACCUUCGAUGUUCAGUGUUGAUGUAGAGAUCACCAGAGGUGUUAACUUCCUGUUGGUGAACUUCACAAAGCCUGUGCUAAGCUCACUAACAUAUUUCACGUGUGCGUCGUGCCUGCUGGGGAUCAGCGUCUGUGUGUAGUGAGACCGGUGUGUAGACGUGCAAUACGCGCGCGCGUGUGUGUGUGUGUGUGUGUGUGUGUGUGUGUGUGUGUGUGUGUGUGUGUGUGUGUGUGUGUGUGUGUGUGUGUGUGUGUGUGUGUGUGUGUGUGUGUGUGUAACCGUGCUGUGGGUGGGCGGGCUGGCGGGCGGCGUAUUAAAUGGAAAAUGGAGUUAAUUGUCGGUUAUGUGAUUAUCUCCGAGUGCGAUUAAUUUAGGAAGUGGUUUGGGGGCUGAUGUCUUCCCCACUGACUGAUUUGACAGCGACAUCGAACACUGAACUGAUGUCGGCUCCUCACACCUUUUAAUUGGCUCUGGGAUCCGAAAAGAGACACUUGUUAAAUGGAGCUGAAUGUUGCCUUCAGCUGGGGGGGUGGGGGGGGUGGGGGGGGCUGUCAGUCUUGGACACUGUGUUAUUACCAGGCAAUAACCUUGUGACUGGUUUCUAGUGAUUGUCUUUUGAAUAUUGUUCUUCACUGAACUCAAUGGUCCCACGUUCCCUCACAGGGAGGAUGAACCCUUUAAUUACACACCUUGACAUUAACAUACAAGGUUUCACUGUAACCGUCUGACUUCAUGUUUCACUGUGAUGAAGAAACACAAUUCACAAGCGUCCUUCCUCCUCAGACAGCCGAUCACAACGGAUCUCUUUAACUUCUCUGUGAAAUCUGUCCGGCUCCAUAUUGAGACACUUAAUCGAUCAGCAACCGCAGGAGGAACCGUGAAGAGGCAUCGUAAUCUAACGUGUCUAGUUAAUGUUUCACUGCAGACCCGGUCUCUUUCAGGACGGGACAACAUAAGAUGUCCAAUGUUAGCUUGAAGGAACAGUUCCAGAGUCUCAUGUCGACACAUAUGGUGAUACGUUUAGCUUAGCUUAGCAUUAAGGUAGCCUAGCUCUGGUCACAGCUAAACUACUGCAGAGAGAGAUAUUCAUCUUCUCAUCGAACUCUCGAGCGUAUGUGGAACUAUUCCUUUAAGGCGACAGUCUGGUACUUUAUUGUGUUGCCCUGCGUCGGGUGAAAAGACAGAUAUCAAGUGUUGUUGGAAGAGCUGCAGUAUGCUGCCAGUGUCGUAUCCCAACCUCAACCGUCUGACAGACAUGACAGAUGUAGAGACGACCUUUUAAGUACGCCGGUCAAUUUUCAUCGCCGACCUGAGACACGAGAACGUUAGAGGUGAGAAACGUUAAACUCAGUUAACACUUUAUUUUAAUGUCGUCGGACAAUCGGCAGUUAUAUUUCGGCCGAUGCGUUCCACCUCUUCCGGUCUCCACGCGGACAGGUUACCUGCAUGCAGCUCAGAAACCAGUUCUGCAUAUGGAGGCGUAAUCUGUUCAUAGAGAUGUUGAUAUCAAUCUUCUCUUCAGUCUGCGUAGGACAACAAUAAAGUGUCUUUCCAAAAACGUCGUACUGUUCCUUUAAGAGCAUAUUUGUAUAAAUGGAGAGCACAUGCCAACCUUUAUGGUGCCAUGGAUCAUCCAACACAAGUUCAAGAAGGGAUUUCCUUUGCUAAAGCUGUAAUAUGUGAAUCUUCUGUUUUAGAAGUGGUUUCAAACCAUGAGGAGACUUAAUGCCUUGAUCUUUCCUUCAUCGCGCUACACGACUGUAUUUCACACCAGGACUUGCUGUUUUUCUCCAACAACCUUAAAUUGAAUGAAAAAUACUGUGAUUUCUUUCUGUGUUAUCAAGAAGCAAUGUUUACUACAUGUGAGGAGAUGUAAUCACUUUCAUUAUUUCCAUCUGUUCCACAGUGUUCACGUCUCACACACACACACACACACACACACACACACACACACACACACACACACACACACACACACACACACACACGCACACACACUCAAACUGAUGUUUGACACAAACACAGCCAUUACCAUAAUCUCCACUGUAAUGAGAAAAUGAGGAAAGAGCAUUGCACGUCUCUGUAAUUGUUGUUCAAUAAGUGAGCCAAUCGAGACUGGAAAUGGAAAAAACGAAAGACACAGAGGGAGUUUAUCAAGUGCCUGAACAAAAACCUUCUUCUACUGUGCUUUGAAUACUUUGAAUACUUUGAAUACCGACUGUUUUAUUAAGUUCUUCUUAAGUGUCACUGUUUUUUUAAAAGCUGUUUGUCUUCGCUGUGCUCGAUGAAGAGAAGGGAUGCAGUGUGGGGGUGGAGGCGGUCAGAAUAUGUAUCGCAGCUGAGAUUAUAGUCUGAUGACUAACGACUCCCCCGACUCCCCGCCUUCCUCUGGGCUCAGUGUUUUAGGCAGAACAGCUGAUUUCAAAUAUCUGGAGAUGUGACUACAGUUACAUUACAAGCUUUUAAAAUGUUAUUCAGGAAAUGUUUUGAUUUUUAACAACAAAAGGAAAAUAAAUGAAAUAGUUCAGGUCCCACAUUAUCCAGCUGAGACGCACCAUGGGUCCAGAUGUCUGCAAAUCUUUCAUUAUUUUCAUCAUCGUUUGGUCCACAGAAUGUCAGAAAUGAGUGAAAAAUGUCUCUGAAAGUCUCUAAAUGUCUUGUUUUGUCCAAAACCCAAAGAUAUUCACUUUAAUAUGAUAUAAGACGGAGAACAUCUCCACGUUUGAGAGGCUGGAAACAGAAUUUUGUGCCAUUUUUGAAUGAAGAAUUAGGUAAAAAACGAUUAAUUGAUCAUCAAAACUCCCUAAAAUGAGUUUAUUCCCGCCCACAAACACGACGCCUGUAGUCGUAUGAAGUCUAGUCGUCUCAGUUUGGGCUACACAUGGAUGCAUGGUGUAAUCACUUCAGGUAACUCACCUGCAUGUGGACAUGUUAUAGCUCUUAUAAUAAACAUGCAGACAAAGCGGACAUGCCGAAACGUAUCCUGUGAACUCUUUAGAGGGGUGAAGCCUCGGUGAUGUGGGACCUCCUGAACGAACACGUGUGGUAUGUUGAACGCGAGGCUUCGUCCUCGUUCCUGCACCUUAAACACUGAAGAGCAUCUGAGGCCUGUUGUUGUCACAAAGCCAUAAUGUCACUUUUGUCGUUUCUGAUGAAUUUGUUUGUGAAACAAAGAUGUCACGAGAAAAAAAAUAAAAAUGGACUUUUAAAUGGAAAGGAAUCCGCAGAGGAACAAUAAAGAAAAC
Messenger RNA from Cottoperca gobio, 5049 nucleotides. Its product is annotated as MORN repeat-containing protein 4-like. The record is from RefSeq and is a predicted model, not a curated record. Gene Ontology annotation, biological process: response to axon injury. Gene Ontology annotation, cellular component: cell projection. NCBI's taxonomy places the organism in Eukaryota, Metazoa, Chordata, Actinopteri, Perciformes, Bovichtidae. Bases 129 to 671 code for a protein of 180 amino acids. The transcript is spliced from 5 exons.